AUGAAUGUUGAGUAGGCGUAUUAAAAGGCGCCUGAUAAUCAAGAAAAUGGUAGCAAAAGUAGUAGUAACUUAUAGUAGCAAUAGUUUGCAUCACCUACUAAAAGCACUGCAGCAAGCACAUUGGUUAGUGGAGGCGAGUAGAGGAUCAAAGAAAACCCUUUUACUUUAGAUACUGAAUAAUCUUCUACUACAAGCCCACAAAGAACUGCUUUUCAAGAGGAAAACAUGAAAAGGUUUAGUUAAAUAAAUAUUGUAGAUGCGAUCAAGAAGAAUCCUUAAAGGUUGAAGUGGCUUAAGGAAUCCUUGAAGGAUUUCUGCUUAAUUAAGAAAAAUAUAUAUCUUUUUCGUAAGCGAAGAAUGGUUUCUCAUAAAGACAUUAUAGGAUGCGAUUGCAAGAGAGUAGCUCCAGAGAAUAUUUCAAAGAUUCCAUUAUCAAAGCGUAUGAAUGGCAUGAUUAACUGUGGUGAAAAUUGCUGGAAUAGGGCAGUAUGUACUGAAUGUUGCGAUUUAUCAUGUAGAUGUGGUGAACUAUGCCAAAAUAGAAGAUUUUAAAAACAUCAAGAUGCAUGCGUUUAUCCUGUACCUACUAGAGGAAAGGGUUGGGGUCUUUGUGCAGGUUAGUUUAUUCCUAAGGGAACAUUUAUCAUUUAAUACACAGGAGAAGUAUUUGAUAUCAAUUCUUCCGAGGGUAUCAAAAGAUGCAAAGAUUACAGUAGAUCAACUUGCACUUAUCUGAUGAAAAUAGAUAGAAACGAAGUUAUUGACCCUACUUAUAAAGGAAAUUUAGCUCGUUUUAUAAACCACUCUUGCGACCCAAACUGCAUUACAUAGAAGUGGCAUGUUUUGGGAGAAAUCUGCAUUGGUAUUUUUUCUAUUAAAGACAUACAAGAAGACGAAGAACUUACAUUUGAUUAUUAGUUUGAUUCAUUUAAAACUCCUUUAACUAAAUGUUUAUGUCAGGCUGCCAAAUGCAAAGGAUAUUUAGGAUACAUUCCCACUGAUUUUACUGUAGAAGAAUGGGAAGAGAGAUUAGAUAAUCUUCCUUGUAGCAUUUGUGAUGGAAAUACUGAAGAUGAUGAUGAUAAGUUAUUACUAUGUGAUAGAUGUAAUAAUGGAUUUCACAUAUUUUGCUUGAAACCUCCCUUAACAGAAAUUCCAGAAGAGUAGUGGUUUUGCGCUGAUUGUAUAAACUAGAUGAAUAAUGUCAAUCAUGAGAAAAUAGCUUUAGAAAAGAAAGAGAGGCUCAAAAAGAAGAAAAGUAAAAAUAUUACUUUAGAAUCAAAUGAUGAAGAAAUAUUUAAAUAUUCUGAAUAAUAUGAGCAAUUUUACAGCUUCAUGAAGAAUAUAGAAAACUAAGCUAUUGAGGAAUUAUAUGAUAUUCACGAUAGGGAUGACGAUGAUGAUUAAGUUUAAUUGAAAAUCAAAAGGCGCAAAGAGCUUCAUUAGCAAGACAAAGAAGAGUAAAAGAGACUCGAAGAAUAAAAGAAAAAAAAACAAAAUAAGCAUUAGGAAAAAACAGCAUCUAAAUAGUAUUCAGAGGAAGAAUUUUAGAAAUAACUUAAUGAGUAGUAUAAAAAAGCUAAGAUAAAAGUAGAAUAAUCAAAAAAGUCUUAACCUGCAGAUUAAAAUGCUAAUGUUGCUGCAGUAUCAAGUUAAAAUUAAUCAUAGUAAGUGUAAUCGAAUCAAUAGCAAUAAGCUAGCCAAAUGUUGGAGGAAGGUGAAGAGCCUGAUAUAGAGCAUAUUGAUAAAGAGGAAUAUUUUUUAAAUGAGGAUGAUGAAGAUGAAGAGGAAGAUUCAUAAAACAGAAGCUUUGUCUUUAAAUCUCCAAAUCCAAAGAGAAUUUCAUCAAGCUAGGAUAUAUAAACUACUAAUUAGAAGCAAUUGAGUGUUGACAGAGUUUCACCUAUGAAAAAGAAUAAAGGUCCUAAUGGAGAAAUUUUUAAAAAAGUUGAACAUUCUUAUUAGGAAUUUUUAACGACAAAUCCUUCAUUCUUAUAAAAAAUAAAUAUAUUCAAUGAAAAUAAUUUAGCUUUGAAUGAUGUUUCUAAGAAGUCUAUCAUAUAAUUAAAUAAGCUUGAAAUGCACCUCUUUCGUACUAAUUUCACUUUGUUUGAGAAAUUGGGAGUAAGGACAUUUUGGGAUCAUAGCCAAAAAGUAGCCCAUGACUUAUUUAUGAAAAAUACAGAACUAUCAAUUUUGGGUAACGAUUAGUAAAUUGCUAUCUUCACUGAAAUAAUUGACUCUAUGCAGGAAGUAGUAAAGCAGAUAAAAAAUGAAAUGGGUAUUGUUGAAGCAUAUAUCACCAUUCCAGCUAUCUACUUAAAGAGAAUUAUUGGUUUGAGCCAUUCAAAUAUAAACAGAAUGGAAAAAUAGCACAAUGUCACUAUUUUCUAUAAUAAGCGCUUUAUCACUGAUGAGUGCUAUACCAUGGAUUAGAAAGUGAGCCUUCUUGUAAAAGGUAUCAAAGAAAACAUCAUUUCGUGCCACAAAGAUAUUUCAGAAAAGAUAAACUCACUUGAAGUUCAUAGAGUAUAUUUGACUCCAUGGGAAACAAAGAAUGUGUUAAGUUCUCUCUAAAUGCUGAAAAGGAAAAAUCAUAAAUCUGAAUUUCGUUUGCAUAGGGAAAACCCCUUUAAAGAUAUAAACCAUCCUUUCUUUUUCAUCCAAGUAAAAGAAAAAGAGUUGACACUUAUCGGUACCAGAGAGGAGAAUGAAUAAACAUAGUAGGAGAUUCUUAACUUGAUAAAUUCUACAAAUAAAGACAGAGAAGAGUUUUAGUGUUCACAUUAUUUGAUUCCUCAUCACUUAAAGAACUGCACAAACCAAAUUAAGCAGUAAAUAGAAAAUAAAGUUCCAGGGUUGAAGGUAUACUUGUUUGAUCCAACUCACCCUCGUAAGAAUAUCACUCUGACUACUUGUGGGUUAUAAGAAUAGAGAUCGAAAGCGAAAUAAGUCAUAGUUAAAUAUUUUGAGGAAUAGUAAAAUGAAUAGAGAUAAUUUAAAUUCGAAGUAGAUAAUUUCUAAGAUUAAAUGAUGUACUAGAUGACUAAAUAUCUAUUCAAAUACAUGCAAAAUAGCUUUCUUACUAAUGACACUUCUUUUAUGAAAAAUUGGGAUAUAGUGUCUCCUUAUAUGUCUUAUACAUCGUUAGAAUAAAAUUGGUUUUGGAAAGCUAUUAAGAAGCAUGUCAUGAACGACUACGAUACCUAGCUCUAUAUUUGCUUUGUUGCAAAAAAGUUGGACUUGGUUUAAAGAUUUGUUAAUGAAAAAGAACAGGAAAUGGCAAAUUAAACGAAAAAUAAAAAAUCUCAUGGCGAUAAAUGGGGCAAUAAGGAUAAGAGUAAUUCAAAUUCAGACUCAUCAGAAAUGUCAGAAGAAGAUAAAGUUGAAAAUGAAGAUGCAAAUAAGAAUAAAGUUCAGAAUGAUAAAAUGGUAGAUGAAAAUACUACUCGUAAAAGCAGAUCAUCUUCAUCUUCUUCCUCAAGUAGGAGUUCUUCUAGUGAAUCUUCAGCUUAGUCUUUAUCUCCCUAUCAAAGAAAUCCUAAAAAUAACUUCUUGCAUCAAGAUGAUGAUUAAAUAUAUCCAUGCUUUGACUAGAAUUUAAGUUAAGAUGCUAAAGUUAAGAAAAACAUUAUCCUUUUGAUUAAAAUGAUUCUCCAUAAAUUGAUAAAUAAGAAUGUAGGAGUUCUUAAGAACUACCAGACAAUCUACAAUCGUAAAUAGCUCCCUAACCACAAUUUUUUCAGAGAUUCAUUUUCUGGAAUUAACUUUAACGGUGGAUCAUAUUAUAAUAGAGAAAGCUCAGAACCUGAGAUUGGAGAAUUACCUUUAGAAGAUGGAAAAAAAAGCAGAUCACGUAGCAAGAGCAGAGGUAGAAGAAGAACGACAAAUAAUUUUAGCACAAUACGCAGAGGCGGAUUUUCUUCAAUCCCACCAACUUAAACCUAAUCUUCUAAUUUCAGUGAUGCUCCUCCUAUUCAGCCAUCAAGUUUAGCUCUCACUUCUGUGAAUUCAGCAGCUACUCCAGGUAGUAAUUGGUCAAGUGUACCAAAUGUAUCACUUGGAGCAUCAAAUUCUGCUGGAGCAGUUCCUGCAACCCAAUCAAUUUCAACAAGAUUCUAAAAAAAUACAAAAUUUUCUUCAAGAGAAAGAAGUCUUGGCCGUUCAAACAAUUUUAGCUCAAAACCAAAACAUAGAAAGCAAGAUAAAAGUAGUAAUUCUGAGCGUAAUUCUUCAAGCAACUCCUCUGCAGAAGAAAAUUCUAGUUCAUCAUAUUCUAGAUCCUCUACAUCUAGAUCUUCAUCAUCUUCAUCUUCAAAGAAAAAUUCUAAAUCUCAGUCGAAACCAAGAAGAGCAAAUAAACCAUCUAAUUUCUCAUCUGGGCCCGUAGUAUCUAACUUAAAAUAGGUUGGUUCAAGCUAGUUGAUUCCUUCUACUUCACCUAUUUUAGCACCUUCUAAUUCCUUCAGUAUAGCUAACGCGCCAAUCAAAACUAUAAGUCUGUCUAGCAACUUAGCCUAAAACAUAGCUCAAACUUCGCAGCAAUAAUAAUAGAAUAUCUAAUAGCAAUCUAUGUAGCAGGUUAUCUCUCCUAUUUCUUAAAAUAAAGAAACAAAUUAUUUAUUAUAGCAGUAGCAGUAGUAACAACAACCUUCUGCAGUAGCAGAGAGUUAAACAUAAAAUAUUUCUCAGCAACAACCAAACUAACCAAUUUCAAAUCCUGUUUAAUAAAUUUGUAAUAAUCCAACAACUUAAUCGAUUAUAUAGAAUUCACAAAAUAAAAUUAUAUAAACAUAAAACAACUAAUCUUCUGACACUCUUUCAUAAAAUUAGAUUUAAUAAACAUAGUAAGCUUCAUAAUAAAUUAUCGCUAAUAACACUAUAUUACCUGUAAAACUUUAAUAAUAACUAUCUACGCCUUCUAACAACGCUUCUUCUAAUUUUUUAAUUAAUUCUCAAAUAACACCUAUUUCAGCUUCAACCUCUCCUUUAAUUACUCCAACAUAAGUACUCUCAAGUAAAUUUGACAUAAAAACCAUAAAUCUAACACAAGCCUCUUCGUCUAUCUCUUUACCUCAAUCAAACACCAUAUCUACUGUGCAACCUUAAAAGUAAAGACUUUCAAAAUGGGAUAUAAAAUCAGACUUGAAUAAUAAUUAACCAUCUCAAGUUUCUCAACAAGCCCCAAAUGCAAUAACUUAAAAUACUAGCUAAGCUAAUUAAAACCUUCAAUAAAAUUAAUCAAAUACAUUUAUUUAAACAUAAUAAUCAACUAAUCCUUUAUAGUCACAAUAAACAGCUACAACUAUACCACCUGUAGUUUCUUCUACUUCCUAAGCUCUUCUCACAUAAACAUAAUAAAACAUCAUUCCUCAAGUUAAUUAGGUCUAGGCUCCUCCACCUGUAAAAGUUAGUAAAUUUUCUAGUAAGCCAGUAACUUAAAAUGAAGCUAGUACUAGUUUACUAAACUAAUUAUAGUCUAAUUAAAUAGAUAAGCAAUAACCUUAAUAAUCAUCAUAAUUAUAGCAACAAAACUAGUAGUAAUAGUAAUUAAUUGGAGAUAUUUAAAGUAAAAUUGCAUAGAAUGCAAUUAGUAACUUAAAUAUUACUUCCUAAAAUUAGCAAAAUGUAUCUUCUUUAGCUCAGAAAUCAAUAAUUCUUUAAUAGUAAUAAGAUAAUAAUAUGAAUCCUGCUAUCUCUUCUUAGCAAAUUACAACUCAAUAAGUCUAGUCAGUAAGCAAAGGAUUCUCUUUACCAACAAUUUAAAAGUAAUAAUCUUAAGAAUAGAGCUUUAGUAAAGAAACAAUUAUUUUGAGCACAAAAGCUAUGAUUAAUGAAAUAAAUUCUAAAAAAUAAACUAAUUUUUCAGAAAAAAACUCAAUUCAAACAAAUAGUGCAAAUGCUUAAGACUAAAAGUAACAACAAAUAUCUUAAAAUGAAAUUAAAUAUUAAAAUAUUUUACAAUAAUCACAAUAAAAUGAAAGCUAAAGCAUCAAUAAAAUAUAAGAAUCUAUAGGUAAUUCUAGCUAGAUAAUAAAAUAAUCAAAAUAAGAAACAAUUCUAAGUGUUGAUAAUAAAAAUACAUUCAAUUCAGAAUAUAAUUUAAACAAAAAGUAAGAUAAUCAGCAUUCUUAAAUAAAUAAUAAUGAUAAAUCAUAAAUGGAAGAAGAAGGGGAAAUAGAGGAAGAAAGUCUUCCUGUAAAGGAAAUAUAGCAAAAAACUUCAAUAAUUAAUUAGUUUGAUUAAUAAUAAGUUGAUUCAUAAAAGAUUCACUCUAGUUCUCCACCAUAAAAGUAGAUUACUAUGUCUCAUCUACUAAGCUAAUCUUAAUAAAAGAAAAAAAAUAACAAGACUAUUUUGUCAAUAUUAGAUGAAGAUAAAACAUCUUCUAGUGAUGCAGAUAGUUCUCCUCUGACAAGUGAAUCUAAUUUCGAAAGACCAGCAAACAGAAAAUCGAAAUUUAGAGAUAUGGAAAAAGAAGAAGGAGAGCAAGUACAUGUAGAAGAGGGUGAAGAGGAAGGAUUAUAAACAUCAAAAGUUGGCAUUAACAGAUAAAGCAAGCAUAUUAGUAAAUUUAGUAAAGGAUAAGUCAGUAAGAGCCAAAAAAAAACAUCUUCAUCUUAAUCUAAAAAUAAAUUAAAAAAGAGAAGUAAUAGCAGCAGUAAAAAUGUAGUUACAAAUACUUAAAAAUCACGCUCUAAAUUUGAUAAUUUUUCAGUCAAGGAUGACUUAGAUAAUGAUGAAGAGGAAGGUGAGGAGGAAAUUGUUCCAAAGACUCGUUAAACAGUUUAAGAUCAAAAAAAGUAGAACAAUAGAGAAUAGGGUGAUGAAGAAGGAGAAGAAGGAAUGUAAUCAGAAAAUGAAGAAGAUGAGGAAGGAGAAGAAUCUGAUAAAAGUAACAUCAAAAAUAAGAAAAGAAAUUACAUUUAAAAACGUAACUCUGAAUCUUCUAAUUCAUCUUCCAGUUCAUAUGAUUACUAACGCAGAGGAGGCUUUGAAUAGGUUGAAAACUAUUAUCAUCCUAUGAAUUCACAACAAUUCAAGUACUAAAAAGUGAAUAAUAAAUAUUUUAAGAUGGGUAAAAAUAGAAGAGGAAUGGAGAGUAUUGUAUCUUAAUCAGGAGGAGUUUCAUAGCCGAUGAAUAGUGAUGUAAGAAUGAACAAAUUUAGAAAGAAAAGUAGUGGUUUUAGUGAUGCAGCCCCUUCUUAGAUGAAUGAAACACUCUAACAAGAAGGCGAAUCAUAAAUUUCUUAAAAAUAACUUUCUAAUUUAGCAAACCUGAGUUAAAGUAACAAAAGCAGAAGUAGGUCAUCAAGGGGAAGAUCAUAAACAAAAAAGAAAAAUACUAAGGAACAAGGAAGCAAUUAUAAAUAAUAAGCCAGACGCCACAGUGGUGCAAGGAAUAAAAAAGGCAAAUUUACUUCUUCAAGUGGAAGCCGCUCAAAUUCUUCAUCCUCUUCGUCUUCUUCAUCGUCACAUUCAUCUUCAUCUUCUUCUAGCUCUUCUUCUACUCAUAAAUCCUAAAAGCAGCCUGUUAAAGAAAAUAAGCCCACAGCGGUAAAAAAGGUAAGCAGAUUCUCGUCAGCAAUCCCACCAGAAAAUAAUUAGGAAGUAUCUGAAUCAUCAAAUAAAGAGCAGUUAAGAGUUGAUACUUAGAGUUAAGAAAGAAAAAAUAAAACCUAAAAUACUUCAAAAGGUUUUAACAUAUCAAAAAAAUAGGCUGAGGAAAUCAAAGAGCAAAUAACCGCUAAACCUCCAAUAAAAAAAGCAAGUCUAUUUAGCACUAAAGAGGAAAUAGAAAUGGAGAAUAAAUAAGAAAUUUUUGUUAAAUCUGAAAGAAAAACUUCUUUCAGUAUUUAGAAAGAUUUGAAAGAGGAUUAAUAAAAGCAAAUGGUUGAACAAAAGUAAAAUUAACACUAAAAAUAAUAAGAAGAUGGGCAAUUGAAUAUCUAAAAUUAGUAACAAUAAAAUAUACAGCAAUAGCCCUAAUAAAAUGAAUAAAUGUUUAAAAAGGACAUCAUGUCUCUUAUCAUGGAUAUAUAAAAUAAAAUCAUGAAAGAUGAAAAUAUACCAAAAGAAGAAUUGCUUAAAACUUUAACUUCUCUUCAAUUACAACUCAUAUCUGGUCCGACUCAAAUUUAGACCUAACCUACUCAAUAAUCUUCUAAUAAGCAACAUCAGCAAGUUGAGAAUACAAAUUAAUAAAAGUUAGAACAAAAUAAAAACUAGCAAUAGCAAAUAAAAUAAUCUAACUUUUCUGAAGAAAAAAAUGAAGUUUAAGAGGAAAAACAAGAACUUUAAUAGAAAUAAAGCAAAGAUAUUUCAAAGGGCAGUUUGGGAUUUUCAAAAGGUAAAACAGAGAACUAUGAUCAAAAGGGUGAAGAAGAUUUAAAGAAAGAAGAGGGUGAGGAAGGUGAAGAUGAGGAUGAAGGAGAACUUGACGAAAGUUCUUUGCUUAAACCAUCAGAUUAUAAAUCGAAUAAAAGUCAUAAUUUGAAGAAAGAAAAAAAUCACAGCAAUCCUCGCUUAACAAAAAGUGAUAGAAAGAAAAAUAAAAAUUCUAAAUCAAGAAGCAAAGAAAAGAAGAAAGCUAAUGUAGCUAUUAAAAAAUAAGUAAUUGCUCAUCAUCACGGUGGUGGAUAAAGACAUUUAGUACCUUCUGGCUUGAAUAUGGGAUAGUCUAACUUGCAAGGUGGAUUAGUUAUGACAAACCAAAGAAUGCAGAGAGGCGUUAUUGCUACUAGACCUAAUUAUCACAUUUAGUCUUCUUCAGGAUCUUCAUCUCAGUCAGACUCUGAACCCUAGUAGCAUUAGUCUAGUAAUUUUUAUUCUAGUUCAAGUAGCAGAUCAUAAUUAAGGUAUUACUAAAGUGAAGUAGAUGAUGAAGAUGAUGAUAGUUCUCAAUCAUCUGCUAGCAAAUAAAAUUUAUAGCUUAAAAAGUAUGGAACUGCUAAUUCUAAUACUAACACAGGUGGUAUCGAUUACUAACACUUCCAAUAGCUUAUCAAAGGACGCAAAAGAGAAGCGGGAUAAAGAAUCAGCAAAUUUUCAGAAAGAAAAAAUAAAUUUAAAAAUGAAGAAUAAAAUAACUAAGAUGAUAGCAAAAAUGUCAGCAUCAGUAGUGAGCGCAUAUCCUUAGGGAAUACAAUAGUUGCUAACCAAACUGUAAAUAUAAGCUAAUAAUCGCCUACUUAAUCAAUUAAAUCUUAGUCUAAUGACAAUAGUACAAAUAUUAUAAUUAAUAAUAAUAAUAACUUAGCUUCAAAAACUUCUACAAAUGAAUCUGGUCAGAUUGUUUCUGAUUCAGCGCCUACAUUAAAUAAAUCUAAUGAAAAUAUCUAGUUGAGUUAAGAAAAACAAUAGCAACCUCACCAUCACAGCUCUAAAUUUAGCUCAAUCCCUCCUUAAGAGGAGAAGGUUGUAAAGUAAGCAACUGCCUCAAGCACAAUAUAACCAGUAACCGUAGUUACUGCGUAGUAAACUUAAUAGUAACAGAGCUCUAGCUAAGCCUUUUCUCAAAUGAAGGUUGAUCCCCUUUUGAACACUAUUCAGCAGCUUAAACAGAAAUCAUCUCUCAAAAAAGAAACAAGUAGCAUUGUGUAAAAUAUUUCUAAACCAAAAGUUGAUUCCGAUAAAGAAGCAGGAGAAGAAGACGAUGAAGAGGAAGAAGGAGCUGCAAAGCUUGAUGAGGGUGAAGCUAAAAGUGAAUCAGAAGAGGGUAUUGAGGAAGAAGGCGAAAGUGAUUAAGAAAAUAAUGAUAGCGAAGAAGAAGAAGGAGGCAUUCCUUCAAGUAAAGAUAAAAAGAAGAAGAAAAAGAAAGACUCAUCAAGCAGUAGUAGAUCUAGUUUUAGUCAUAAAAAAAAGAAGACUAAAAAGACAUCUAAAAAUCACGCAUCUAAAUCUAAAAAAAAUAAAACUCAUAGAGAUGACUCAAGUGAUUCAGACUCUUCUUCUGGUUUUUAUCAUUCUAAAUUCCAUCACAGUGGUACAGGGACAGGGUCUUAGUCAUUUUUCUCUUCAGAAUAAUAUAACUUUGUUCAAGGAAACCGCUUUAGAAACAAAAAUAGUCCACCUACUUAGAGAUUUAGUGGACGACAUGGUGCCUCUUCUUCAAACAUACCACCUCCAACUACUAGAUAUUCAAAUAAUAAAUUUUCAUUUACAGGCUAAUAAUAAAAUAUGUCUAUGCUAUCUAAUAUCCCUUAAAAAGGUUUUAGUAACUUCUCAAGCCAACCAUCAACUAAUUCUUAAAGCGGAAGCUUAGCUAUGGUUUCUUCACUCUAAUCAGUAUAAAGUUCAAGGGGAAGAGUAAACCAUUGGAGCAGAGCAAAUCCAGGAGAUUCUCCGACAUCUUCUAAGAUCACCCAUCAUUAAGAAUCUUCAAGAAAAAGAUCAAGAAGCCAUAAAAAGCAUAUUAAAAGCAGGUCUAAAUCCCACUCAAGUAAAAAGUGA
Molecule: messenger RNA, 10452 nt
Organism: Tetrahymena thermophila SB210
Lineage: Eukaryota; Ciliophora; Oligohymenophorea; Hymenostomatida; Tetrahymenidae
Product: SET domain protein
Exons: 15
Biological process (GO): regulation of DNA-templated transcription
Cellular component (GO): chromatin; nucleus
Molecular function (GO): histone H3K36 methyltransferase activity; RNA binding; protein binding
Source: RefSeq, a predicted model, not a curated record